Molecule: messenger RNA, 2409 nt
Organism: Adineta ricciae
Lineage: Eukaryota; Metazoa; Rotifera; Eurotatoria; Adinetida; Adinetidae
Source: the annotation of a GenBank genome assembly
AUGCCAAAGUUUUUACGAUUGAAACUCGCUAAUCCGGAAUUAAUAUAUAGUCGAGCUUAUUGGAAGUGCCAAGUUGUGCUUUUAAAGGAAGAAAUUUAUUUAAAAAAAUGUAAAAUUAACUAUUUGUUGAGAAUACAAACGAAUUUUUAUGAAGAGUUAAGAGGUUUAUUUCCUGAAGGUGUUAUGAAAAGAAUUGAUUUUAUUAUCGAUGAAGUUCAAUUAAAAGAACAGGAAACUAAAUAUCGUCGUCAUUAUAGGAAAUUUAAUAAUUUAUUAAAUGCUAUAUAUAUACAACAACAACGAAGAGAAAAUUUUCGUAAAUUUUUAAAUGAACAUCCGAUGAAUCAAAUAAUUAAAAAUAUUGAUGAUAAUGAUAAUGCUCAUAAUAAUCCUGACAAUGAUGAAAGUACAGUUAAUGAUGCAAAUGCUAAUGGUGGUAAUAAUUCAAAUGAUAAUGAUAAUAAUGAUGAAAGUGAACCAAAACUAGUAUGGAAUUUAUCGGAUCGUGAACUAACUGAAGAAGAAGUUUAUGUUUUAGAAAAAGGAUUGUCAUCUAAUCGUCGUGGUACAAUUAACCAUUUUGAAAUUAUUUCUAACGUGGAAUAUUUAUUUUAUCAGUCAUCUAGCGUCCGGAAAGAGCAAACUAGUUUUCAGAAAUUGGAUGAAGAUCCGGAUGAUUUGAAAGCUGCAACAGAAAAAUUCUUUAAUGAAGCUCAACAGUCAUUUAAUCGAAAUAGAAAUACAACGCUUGAUGAUAAACAUGAAGAACAAUUAUUAAGAAAUUUAUCGAAAGAUCCAUCUAUUGUAACAACUAGGCCUGAUAAAGGUAAAGGUGUCGUGGUAAUUUAUCGUGCUGAUUAUAUUGAAAAAUUAGAACGAAUUUUGAGUGAUACAUCAAAAUUUCGGUUGGUAGAGAAAGACCCAACUGGUUGUCGUGAAGCUGCACUAACAUCUCUUUUAAGAAGAAUGAAGAACGAAGAAUAUUUAACUGAACAAGAAUAUCGAUUUGUCAAACCAGUAGGUUCAAUUCCAGCACGAUUAUAUGGAUUACCGAAAGUACACAAGGUGAAUACUCCUCUUCGACCUAUUGUAUCUUGUGUACAAUCAUACAAUUAUCGUCUGGGAAAGUUUCUAGCAGAUAUUAUCAAGCCUCUACGAGACAGUAAAUAUUCAUUCAAAAACAACGAUGGAUUUUUAAAAUUCUUAAAACAAAAUUCAUCAUUAUCAACAAACAAAAUGAUAAGCUUCGACAUAGAAAGUUUAUUUACAAAUAUACCAGUUGGUAGAACAAUUGAUAUUAUAUGUUAUAAAUUAUAUUGUACUGAUCCAAAACUACGACUUUAUAUUCCUGAACAUUAUUUUCGUCAAAUGUUAGAAUAUGCUACAAAAUGGACUCAUUUUCUCUUCAGUGGCAAAUAUUACGAUCAAUGUGAUGGAGUCUCGAUGGGAACUCCACUAGCAGCAGUUUUUGCAGAAACUUUUAUGACGGAUUUUGAGCAAAAACAUUUACCUGGUAUAUUAGAUGGACGAGCACCUAAACUAUUAGCAUGGUGUCGUUACGUGGAUGACACCUUCACCAUUGUCAGGCCUGAUGAAGAUGGAGACCAAGUUCGUGAUCUUUUAAAUAUUUUUGAUCCUUGUAUUAGAUUUACAGUUACACCAGAAGUCAAUGAUACUAUAGCAUUUCUUGAUGUAAUGGUGAAACGAAACAACAAAGGAUUCAACACCAUAGUAUAUAGAAAGGAAACAGCAACUAAACUGAUGUUGAAAUGGAACAGUUUAAUUCCAACAGCAUAUAAAAAGUCAUCUAUUUAUCCAUUGGUAAACAGCUAUUCGAAAUUCAAUGGUUAUCCAUCUAACUUUGUACAAAGUAUAAUAAACAAACAGUUGAACAAAUAUUACCAAACAAAAACAAAAGAGAAUUUAAUACCAACAACAUCAACUGAAAUUAAAUACAGAUAUAUACGAAUUCCUUAUGUCGGCAAACUAAGUUAUGUUUAUUCAAAGAAACUCCUGUCCAUUAUCAAACGAUAUGAUCCAAUAGCACAAGUGAGAACAACAUACAAUACAACAAAUCAAACUCGACGACACUUUCCAACCAAAGAUCAAUUAAAACCAAAUCAAAAAAGCGGUGUAGUGUACCAAGUAUCCUGCUCAAAUUGCAUCAAAACUUAUAUUGGUAAAACCAUAAGACAAAGUUAUCGACGCGUCAACGAACAUGAAAAAGAUGUCGUUAAAGCGCUCAUCUUUAUCCACCAGGCAUCUUCUAUAAUUCGAAAGCGAAAAACCAUCAAACAGCAUUUGAACACUAUCAAAGGUCAACUAAUCAGUCAUAACCCAAAAAUUCUUCCACUAUCAAAUCCACCACAAAAUGAAAAUCUCCUCCACCACCAUAAUACAUUUCGUUAA